AUGAUACGAAUGAUAUCGAAUCCACGUCUCUUGUUCUACUCGUGCAUUGCAAAAGGAACAGUGGUUCUCGCCGAGUUCUCUUCCAAAGAGGAGCCAGGGAUCGAAGCUUUAGCCUUGCGAUGCAUCGAAAACGCGCCUCCUCAUCAUUCCAUGGUCUCUCAUACAGUGAGAAAGCGGACUUACGCCUUAGUCAUCGACGGGUUUUUUACGUAUUUCGCGAUUUUAGACGAGGCCGUACCGAAACCGGAGUCUCUCUGGCUCUUUAGUCGACUGAAAUUAGCCGCGGAGGCUCUGCUUUUAGACGGAUCUUGGAUGGAUAACCCGACCAAACACUGUCUCCAGUCAAAGCUCGAUCCGGUUUUCGCUGAGAUCGCUGGUGGUGGUUGUGAUUACAAGGAUUUGGAUUUGGUCGGAGCGAGGGAGGUUGAGAGUUCAUCGAAAGGCUGCAAGCCGCUCCUGGGAAAGCCAAUGAAGGUGCUGAAGAAUAAGAAGAGAUUUCAUCAUACGGAGGUGACGAAUGAGAAGAAGGUGGAUUUGGGUUUGGGAGGAGGCGUGAUUAGCAAAGGGUUGAGAAACGGAUUGAUUCACGAUCAUCAUAGACAAAAGGCGAAGCAGAUGUGGAGGAAACAUGUGUGGGUUGUUCUGAUGUUCGAUGUCUGCAUCUGUGUUGUUCUGUUUGGAAUCUGGCUUUGGGUUUGUCAAGGGUUUCAAUGCAUCCAAGGGUAA
This is a messenger RNA of Thlaspi arvense, 726 nucleotides long. Lineage: Eukaryota; Viridiplantae; Streptophyta; Magnoliopsida; Brassicales; Brassicaceae. The record is from the annotation of a GenBank genome assembly.